AUGGCUACCGCAAGGACUGUGAAAGACGUUUCUCCACAUGAGUUCGUCAAAGCCUACUCUUCUCAUCUCAAACGAUCUGGCAAGAUGGAGCUUCCCGAGUGGACAGACCUUGUGAAGACAGCCAAGUUUAAGGAGCUGGCUCCUUAUGAUCCUGACUGGUACUAUAUCAGAGCUGCUUCCAUGGCAAGGAAGAUCUACUUGAGGGGUGGACUUGGUGUUGGUGCAUUCCAGAGGAUAUAUGGUGGGAGCCAGAGGAACGGCAGUCGCCCACCUCAUUUCUGCAAGAGCAGCGGUUCCAUUGCCCGAAACAUCCUUCAACAGUUGCAGAACAUGAACAUCAUUGAAAUGGACACCAAGGGUGGCAGGAAAAUCACCUCCAAUGGAAGGAGGGAUUUGGACCAGGUUGCCGGAAGGAUUGUUAUUGCUCCUUGA
Lathyrus sativus (Indian pea) is the source of this 432-nucleotide messenger RNA. The record is from the annotation of a GenBank genome assembly. Lineage: Eukaryota; Viridiplantae; Streptophyta; Magnoliopsida; Fabales; Fabaceae.